AUUUAAUAAUGGACGAUGAAUAAUAGGAGAAAUAGCAACUAGCUAAUGAUGGUAGAUAAAUGACUUUGAUUGAUCAAAUCAUUAGAAAUAAAGUUUUUAAUAGUCGAUAUUGGAAAGAGGACUGUUUUGGGUUAACUGCUGUAACUUUAGUUGAUAAAGCAUGCAAAUUAGAUUGUGUAGGUAAAUUAUGAAAUUUAUAAUUAACAGGUGCAACAUAUUCUGGUACUGGAAAACCUGUUCCAUUUCUAUGUUUAUUGAUGAAACUUUUGUAAAUCAAUCCAGAAAAAGACAUCAUACUUGAAUUCCUUCAAAGCAAAGAUUAUAAAUAUAUAAAUGCUUUAGCAAUGUUUUACAUAAGAUUAACAUCAAAAGCAAAGGAAGCAUAUCCAACUAUAGAAUAAUUUUAUUCAGAUUUUCGUAAAAUCAGGAUUCGAAAUUUAGAUGGUACUUUUGCAAUUUGGCACAUGGAUGAAUUAGCUGAGAAACUGUUAAAUGAAGAAAAUAUAUUUGGAAUAUCAUUGCCAAGAUUUUAAAAAAGAUGGAUUUUAGAAGAGCUAGGCUAAUUGGAAGCAAGGAAAAGUGUUUUAGAAGAAGAAUUAAAGAAUAAAGAAUAAGGUCAAUAAGAAUAAGAAUAAGAAGGAGAGAAAGGUUAAGAAUAAAAAGAAGAGAAAAGAUCAAGGAGUAGAAGUCGAAGUAGAAGCCAUAAAAAACAUAAAAAAAACAAUAAGCAUUCUUCUCAUAAUAGAAAGUGAU
This is a messenger RNA of Paramecium sonneborni, 753 nucleotides long. The record is from the annotation of a GenBank genome assembly. NCBI's taxonomy places the organism in Eukaryota, Ciliophora, Oligohymenophorea, Peniculida, Parameciidae.